AUGCAACCAGGCGAUAGCUACGAAGCAAUGGACUCAGCUGAGACCUACGAAGCGAGAGGAGCAGAGGCUCCCUCUCAACCACAGAGCAACUUGUACGAACAUUCACAACAGGAGCUUAUCGACAUAAUUAGCCUCCUAAGAGGGAACCUCAACCAAAUGACAGCAGAACGACAAUCGUACGAAGCGCUGCAACAGCAGGUGCAGAUUCUAGCUCAAGCGGUGUCUCGUCAGGGCUUAAGCGUGCCAACUCCAAGUGGGGCAUCGUCUCAUGCCACGUCAGCACCUACACCGCCUUCGCCUUACCAAGACACCAUACGUCGAUACGAGAAACCAAGGCUGCCUGACGUAGAGGUGUUUGAGAAAGGCUCACACGAAGACUAUACCCAAUGGAAGACGCGCGUACAAGCGAAACUCUUUGCGGACCGACAAGCCUACCCUUCUGAAGAAGUCCAGGUACACUACAUUAUCACUCGUACGAAGGGUUGGGCCUUCACCGCCUUAAGAACAUACGUUACGAGCAUGAUGGAGGGCUCUUCCCAACCAUCCUUAGCGCGGCUUUGGGAACAGCUCGACGGGUUCUUUAUAGACCCUACAAUCCGUGAGAAAGCAAUGCAAUGGAUCCGUACGACUAAACAGGGGAAGGGUGAGUUCAUUCCCCACGUGCAAGCGUUUAACCUAAAGUUCUUGGAAGCGGGCUUAGGGAACGCGAGCAAUAUACAGAAGAUUGACUAUCUCAAGAACUCUCUUAACAAGAGACUGUUGCGUUACCAAGUAGGCUUUCAGCCUGUAAAAGACGAGUCGUACGAGGAAUUCGUACACAGGAUGCGUGUUACCUGGGAGAAUCUUAAGGCUAUAGACCAGCUCAGCUUUCGUACGCUGCCAGCGGCCUCCUCACACACUGCGCCUAGCAAUGAGGAUACCAUGGAUUGGACUCCUACCGUAGCGGCUUUCCAGCCUCGUACGAAGAGAGAAUUCUGGGGAACACAGGCCCAGGUUCAAGAAAGAAGAGAGCGAGGAGACUGUUUAAGAUGCGGGCACCAAGGCCACAAGGUUGCUCAGUGCCAGGUCAAGAUUGGAAAACGACCCGCUCGUACGGAAGGGAAGGGAGCUGUAGUUGCCGCAGCAGCUCCUGCGAAGAUGGAUACCGACUCUGAGGAAUCGGGAAAAGAAGAGCCCUAG
Messenger RNA from Alternaria arborescens, 1179 nucleotides. RefSeq lists its product as hypothetical. NCBI's taxonomy places the organism in Eukaryota, Fungi, Ascomycota, Dothideomycetes, Pleosporales, Pleosporaceae. The transcript has a single exon. Gene Ontology annotation, molecular function: zinc ion binding; nucleic acid binding. The record is from RefSeq and is a predicted model, not a curated record. Bases 1 to 1179 code for a protein of 392 amino acids.